Molecule: messenger RNA, 4535 nt
Organism: Solanum lycopersicum (tomato)
Lineage: Eukaryota; Viridiplantae; Streptophyta; Magnoliopsida; Solanales; Solanaceae
Product: putative late blight resistance protein homolog R1A-3
Biological process (GO): defense response to other organism
Molecular function (GO): ADP binding
Source: RefSeq, a predicted model, not a curated record
CUCUAGACUUUGAUAAACUAAUUGAAAGUUCAACAUUUGCAGAACUAACUUCAACAUUUGCUUCUUGUAAAUCUGCAACAAGGCAAACUACCAUUUGAGAGUAAAGAAAAAGAUAUUGAAAGCUGGUUGAAUGGAAAAAGGAGAAAAAUCAUUGCUACUAUUAGAGGAACAAAAAACAAGAAUCACGAAUCUUAUUGAUGAUUUCUUGAAUGGCUUGAAGCAAAUAAUGAACAAAGAAGAAGAAUUCAUUGCUUCAAGAUUGGAUGGUAUUGAAAAGCUAAGAAUGGAUCUAAGAUUCCUUAGAACAUUUGUCUUGUUUGGGAAUUCGACGAAUUUGAAUGGCUUUUAUUUCAGGAUGAGUACUCAUAAAUUCAAAUUCAAUGUACGUACUCAGUUCCUUUUCCAUAGAGAUGAGUUAAUCCUAGAGAAAUACCACAUGGAACGUCUUGCCCCUCUGCUGCUUGAAGAGAUAGGAAAUUGUUUGAAUUUGAAGAAUGAUUAUGUAGCCACGGCGAUAGACAUAAAAUUCUAUGAAUACCUCAUCAGACAUCUCCAUGAUCUACCAAAGUACCGUUCUCAAUUGCUUCACCACCAGAUGACUGAAUACAAGAUUCUUCAGCAAGUAUGCAGACAUCUGAUAGAUUUCUAUCCUAUCCUCGCGGCCAACAAAACAAGUACUGAAUAUCUAUAUCCUCGCUUCCAAUUUACUACUCAUAGAGUAACACAAUUCUGUUUUGAUCUUUGGACUGGACAUCAUUAUGUCUCUGAAUGCUCUUCCAAGAUCACUUCUCUACUCAUCGACAUAAUCCCUCUUGAGUUGGAGGUUCUAUACAUUUCUACUUGUAAGCUCAUCAAAGAAUCAACGUCAAAAGAACUAGAAGGAUUUGUUAAGCAAAUCCUAAAAACAUCUCCAAGGAUUCUUCAACAUUAUCUCAUUCAUCUCCAAGGACGCAUGGCCGGUGUAGUAGCCGUCAAUUAUGCUCCAACUCGAAGCAUUAGUGUCAUGAUGGAGUUCCUAUUGAUCUUUCUCACUGAUAUGCCAAAGCGGUUUAUCCAUCGUGAAAAAUUGAACGAUAUGUUGGCACAUGCUGGAAUGCUUACCAGAAAAAUAUCUUUUCUGGUGAGCAAGCUGUUGGAGGAGAUCUCUGAGGAUAAUAUCAAUGAAGCGGACUUUUCAGCUCCGGACUUUUUGCAAGAAAUUGAACAAAUGAAGGGAGAUAUCAGACACAUUUUUUUAAAAGCUCCUGAGUCAUCUCAACUUCGGUUUCCUAUGGAUGAUGGUUUCCUCUUCAUGAAUCUUCUACUCAGACAUUUAAAUGAUUUACUCAUUUCCAAUGCUUAUUCAGUUUUUCUCAUAAAAAAAGAAAUUGGGAUGGUGAAAGAAAGCCUUGAAUUCCUAAUAUCAUCUUUCAGGAAAGUCAGGAAAACAUUGGAUGAGAGUACUAGUGGAGUAGUUAAAGAUUGUUGGGUGCGUGCUUUGGAUGUGGCAUAUGAGGCAGAACAUGUCAUUAAUUCCAUUCUUGUCAGAGAUAAAGCUCUCUCGCAUCUCCUCUUCUCACUUCCGAGUGUCACUGAUAAGAUCAAACUUAUCGUGGAACAAGUCACCAGGUUUCAGCUGGAGGAUAAGAAUGGGGAUGGCCCCCUUGAUGCAAAGUCUUCCUCCCAGCCAACUCAGUCAACUUCAUCACCUUUUGUUGAGGUAACAGUAGGUCAUGAGAAAGAAGAAUCCCAGAUCAUUGACCAGCUCCUUGAUGAACAUGAAUCUGAGCUUGAUGUCAUUUCCAUUGUCGGAAUGCCAGGACUCGGUAAAACUACUCUGGCCAACAAAGUGUAUAAAAAUACAUUAGUUGCUAGUCAUUUCCAUGUCCGUGCUUGGUGCACUGUUUCCCAAAAGUAUAACAAGUCAAAGGUGUUGCUGGAGAUUCUUCAGCAAGUUACUGCCUCUGAAGAAGAAAAAAAAGUGGAUGACCUGGCUGAAAAGCUACGAACAGCACUACUCGAUAAAAGGUAUCUCAUCGUCUUGGAUGAUGUGUGGGAUAUUGCAACUGGGGAGAUGUUAAUAGCCUGUUUUCCUAAGGUUAAGAGAGGAAAUAGAGUUAUUUUAACUAGCCGAAGUAGUGAGGUAGGUUUGAAAGUUAAAUGCCGUAGUGAUCCUCUCAACCUUGAACUUUUAACACCUGAAGAAAGUUGGGAUUUAUUCGAAAAAAGGGUAUUUGGAGAUGAAGGAAGCUGCCCUGCUGAACUGUCAAAAGUUGGACACCAAAUAGUUGAGAAAUGUAAGGGUCUUCCCUUGGCUAUUGUUUUGAUUGCUGGAGUAAUUGUUAGAGGGAAGAAAAAGGAAAAGGAUUUUUGGCUUAAGAUACUACAUAAUCUGGAUUCCUUUAUUUCUACCAACAUCAAUUUGGUUAUGCAAUUAAGUUAUGACCAUUUACCAUGCCACCUGAAGCCGUUGCUGCUUUACUUUGCAACAACUCAAAAGAGCCAACGAACUCCAGUCUCUACAUUGAUGCAGUUGUGGAUGGCCGAAGGGUUUGUGGAUCAUGAUAGUUUAGAGGAAGUAACUCAAAGUUACUUGGAUGCUCUAAUUUCCAGUAGCCUGAUAAUGGUGGAUCAUAUCCCCUCCGAGAGUAUUUGGUGGAUGCCUUCAAUGAUCAAGGUUUGCUAUGUGCAUGAUGUUGUGCACGAUUUUUGUUCAGAAAAAGCCAAAAAGCAGAAGUUUCUCAAGUUAAUCAAUUCAGGUGAUACAUUUCAUGCUUCAGAUUUCCUACACCAUCGUCUAACCAUUCAUACUGACAACAGGAAACUCCACAAAAAAUGUGCUUUAUUCAAUUCUAAUAAGUGCUUAGCUGUUAGUAAGCAUCUCAUAUCUUUAAAAGUGAGUGGUCCACUUGAUGACUUCAGAUAUAUCUGUCACACAAGACCCUUUGGACUUGUUAGAGUGUUGCAACUGGAUUUCAUUGUUCUGAAAGGUUCUUUAAUUGAAGAAAUAGGGUCCUUAUUUCAUUUGAGGUUCUUAAGCAUUCAUGCUUUGGGAAAAGCUAUCCCAGUAUCGUGGUUGAACCUCCAGAAUCUGGAAACUCUGUUCAUCAAUAUACAUUAUUCCACCAUGGUAUUACUGCCUAGAAUAUUGCAACUGUCAAAGCUGAAACAUGUGAAAAUUAACGUAUGUUCUUUCUUUGAAGAGAAAGAGGAUAUCCAAAGUAGAAUAUUGGAAUCUGGGAAUUCUUCAAACUUGACAACUCUAUCCGGAGUUGUUAUCUCAUAUUCUGAAGGCAUGAGUGAUGAUGCUCUGGAGAAGUUCCCAAUUCUUCAGCACCUUGAUUGCAUCAUCAUGGAAUCGCAGUAUCCUCCUACACACGACUAUUGGUUUCCCAAGCUUGAUGUACUUAAUAAACUCGAAUCAUUCAUAGCAAGACACAAGCGCAAUGAAUAUCCCUCGUUAAUCCGACAACCCAAUGGAUAUCACUUCCCUACAAGCUUGAAAGAGUUACGGUUGUCUGGUUUUCUCCUGAGACCUGAUUUGUUGUCAGCAAUCGCAGCAUUGCCUAAGCUUGAUAUUACUGAGUUAAACCACUGUAAUUUCGUGGAUAACAAAUGGGACGCAAGUGAGGACAUCUAUCUAAGUCUUAAGACUUUGAUUUUGCGAGAUGUCCAAUUAUCAGAAUGGCAAGUUGAGAGCGAUACUUUUCCCAAGCUUGAGAAAUUAAUACUAAAACUUUGUGCACUUUGCGAGAUCCCUUGUGCAUUUAUAGAUAUAGACACUUUAAAGUCCAUUGAUUUAAGUUAUGUUGGGCGUGAGCUUGGAGAUUCAGCCAUUGAGAUUAAGAAAAAUGUAGCAGAUUUCACAGGAGAGGACAGACUUGAUGUCCACACAUCACAUUUGACUGGCAACCAACACGAAGAAACAGAGGAUGAAGAUGAGAGUGAUUGAUGAAGUUGGACAAAUCACAACAAUGAAGAACGAAACAACGCAACGCCUCCAUCUGAUUACUGGUUCCAAUAAACAAACUUGUUACUGCUUUUUCUCAUUGCUGGUUCUGGACGUAUUUUGAUCUAAUGUGUCGUGUGUUUUCUUUCCUGUUUUUUUGUUAGUUAUGAAUCUUAUUUCGUCUGUAAUCUCUCAUAUAAGAUUCUAGUUUGUUUUUUUUUUAAUUGGAAGGUUUCAAUGCCAAAUUGUGAAUCAAUAUAGGUCCCAUUUGGCAUGAAAAAGGCAACUAACUAUCACUAUUGAUAUGGACAGUUAAUAUGAUCACUACUGUGCCAACAAGCAUUGUGGUGGAGAGGCAGUACUCUCUGAUCCUUAAUCAGAGGUCUCGCGUUCGAGCCCUACCAGAUAUAGAAUCGCCUAUGUAUGUCUUACUCCCAAUGUGAGACUUUCUGAAGUGAAUCUAACGAAAAAUGAUAAACAGGGUUAAAGGUUUGCAUAAACUAAAAUAUAUCAGCACUGUCCCAAAUCUGUACUUAUAUGUAACAAAGUAUCAUACUAUAAUUGUACAAUAAGAUGGAACAAAUUUGGGAAUGAAAAAAAUUCAAAA